CUGGCAAGCAAUGUCAUAACACCUCGAUGACUUGAAGCUGGAUGUUGAAGCUGACACGCUGCUGACUCAGAAUAAGUUUGUCCCCCCAUGGCAGAAGAUACCUCUCGUCGGUCCAAGCUUAUCGAAACAUUCUGGCUGUUCUGGGCCUUCAACCAUAGGGGUAUACAAAACAGUAUUCUUGGCCCUACCAUUCUGGACCUGCAGCUGCUCCUCAAGAAGGACCUCAGCGCUCUGUCCUAUCUGUUCUUCGCCAAUGGUCUGGGCGCGAUGUUAGGAGCUUUGGCAGCUGGGUUCCUGGCCUCGAGGUUUAAUCUUCGUCUCCAGCUGUUCCUAAGCCUGAUGGUCGGAUCAGUGUCACUGGCGGCCAUCCCGCAGGUUCAUCAUAUCGUCUACAUGUACAUCAUGGUCUUCAUACUAGGCACCACCAGUGGGCUGGUGAUCACUUUUGUGAUGCUUAUAUGUGGAAAGAUGUGGGAAAGAAGAGGACCGGCGUUCCACUUUGUUGCUUGUGGGAUGUCAACAGGGGCCAUCAUAGCUCCACUACUUUCCAAUCCAUUCCUCUGUUUGAAUAAGACAGUUCUCAAGGACGUGAACCUGACCAACGCCUUGCCACUCAACUCAACCAGAAUGGGCUCUGUACUUAAGGCUGUUAUCCCCCUUCAGCUUAGAAGUCAGAAAACCAUGUGUACAGCCGAUGACACCAGUGUGCAAUGGGCCUUCUUUGUGCUUGGCUGCUGUAUGCUUACCGCUGGCCUGUCUCAACUCUACUACUGGUUUGUUCACCGUGAUGAGAAAGCACAACAGGAAACAAAGUCGUCGGAGUACGUGGAGCUGGACCCCCUCGGACAGUUGACACCAGCUUCUGUCGUCUUCUACAUCAGCCUCUGUUUAAUGUACUUCUCUUUAAGCUCCCUCCCGGCAACCUUUGCCUCUCUCUUGACCAUUUACGGUGUUACGGGGCCAUUACACGUUGCCAAGGGAACUAUGACGACAAUAACUGCAUUAUUCUUCAUUGGGUCACUAAGCUCUAGAUUUAUCAGUGUUUUCCUUACUCGAGUGUUCACCAAUUACCAAGUACUUAUAACUCAUCUGUCGGGUCUAGUGAUAGUGGGUAUCGUCUUCGUCAGUCUAGGAAACAGGUAUACUCUGGUGGUAUGGCUUUGUUCAAUUUCCGCGGGUUACCUUUCUGGGCCCUUCUUUGCUGGUGUUCUUGCGUGGGUGACAGAUGUUUUGUCCAUGCAUUCGAAAGUUACCUCCCUUUGUUUCCUGUUUUCCGGAGCAGGGAUUAUGUUGUCACCAUUUGCCGGGGGGGCUUCUGUGUGA
Haliotis rubra (blacklip abalone) is the source of this 1323-nucleotide messenger RNA. RefSeq names its product major facilitator superfamily domain-containing protein 4B-like. Gene Ontology annotation, biological process: transmembrane transport. Bases 88 to 1323 code for a protein of 411 amino acids. The record is from RefSeq and is a predicted model, not a curated record. NCBI's taxonomy places the organism in Eukaryota, Metazoa, Mollusca, Gastropoda, Lepetellida, Haliotidae. The transcript is spliced from 4 exons.